UGGAUCCCUUUGAGACAAUGCUGAAGUCCCUCUUGAGGUACCAGUCCAGCCUGAAUGGGGAUACAGGAGAGAGCCACAGGAGGAGAAAGCUGUAUGAAAAUGCUGUGACCAAGUCCUUGCAAAGUAACUUUGCUCUCAUACAGAAGCUGUCAGAAGAGUUGCUAGCCAAAUGGCUCUCCCUCCCUGAGGCACAACACAUUCCCCUCUGCCAGCACAUGCUGGGCUUUGCCAUGAAGUCUGUCACGCAAACAGCUAUGGGCAGCAGCUUUGAAGACGACCGGGAAGUCAUCCGAUUCCGCCGGCACCAUGAUGCAAUCUGGUCAGAGAUUGGGAAAGGUUUCUUGGAUGGAUCCCUUGACAAAAACACGACUAGGAAGAAGCUCUACGAAGAUGCUCUGAUGGAGAUGGAAUCCACCUUAAGGAGAGUUACAAAGGAGCGCCGAGGCAGAUCAUUCAACAGGCACAUCUUUAUAGACACCUUGCUGCAGGGGAGCCUGAGUGACCAUCAGAUUCUGGAAGAUACAAUGAUUUUCUCCUUGGCAGGAUGCAUAAUCACUGCUAACUUGUGUACGUGGGCAGUUUAUUUCCUGACAACCUCAGAAGAUGUUCAGCAGAAUCUCUACAAGGAGAUGGACCGCAUUCUGGGGAAGGGACCAAUUACACAUGAGAAAAUCGAGCAGCUCAGAUACUGUCGGCAAGUGCUGUGUGAGACAGUGCGAACAGCAAAGCUUACUCCCGUUGCUGCACAGCUGCAGGAGCUGGAGGGCAGAGUCGACCAACAUACCAUCCCCAAAGAGACACUUGUGCUUUAUGCUCUUGGUGUCAUGCUGCAGGAUAGUUCAUCUUGGCCAUCACCAUACAAGUUUGACCCAGAGAGAUUCAGUGAGGAAUCGGCCAUGAAAAACCUCUCCUUGUUGGGUUUUUCAGGAAGCCAGGAGUGCCCAGAGUUGAGGUUUGCCUAUAUGGUGGCUACAGUUCUGCUGAGUGUCCUGGUAAGGAAACUGUAUCUCCACCCAGUGAAAGGACAAGUCAUGGAGACAAAAUAUGAGCUGGUAACCUCACCAAAGGAGGAAGCCUGGAUAACGGUGUCUAAGAGAAGCUAAGAGCAAGUGAAACAAGGGGCUAAAAGGCCCAGCAGUGAAGUUGUGAGCAAGGAUCUUAGGGGGAAUCAUGCUGGCGCCACACUGACUCAGCCAAGGAAUUUUACAUCCGGAUUUUGUUACCUUCCACGUUAUUAACCACAUACUUCUCUUAGGUACUUUUUCUAACUCAACCAGUAGUCAUAUUAAAGUAGAUUUAAUCUGUA
Messenger RNA from Cariama cristata (Red-legged seriema), 1306 nucleotides. Its product is annotated as cytochrome P450 20A1. Lineage: Eukaryota; Metazoa; Chordata; Aves; Cariamiformes; Cariamidae. The transcript is spliced from 10 exons. The record is from RefSeq and is a predicted model, not a curated record. Gene Ontology annotation, cellular component: membrane. Gene Ontology annotation, molecular function: oxidoreductase activity, acting on paired donors, with incorporation or reduction of molecular oxygen; iron ion binding; heme binding. The annotation marks the transcript as partial.